AUGGAAACAAGCAAUGGGAGCUCUGGAACAGACUUCAUCCUUCUGGGGUUCUCCAGUCGGCCGCAGCUGGAGAGAGUCAUCUCCGCGGUCGUCUUCCUCUUCUACCUUGUGACUCUGCUAGGAAACACAACCAUCAUCGUGCUGUCCUAUCUAGACGCGCAGCUCCACACGCCCAUGUACUUCUUCUUAUCGAACUUGUCCUUCCUGGACCUCUGCUACACCACUAGCAUCGUCCCCCAGAUGCUGGUAAACCUCUGGGGUCCACAGAAGACCAUCACAUUUGGAGGGUGUGUGCUCCAGUUCUUCAUUGCCCUGGACCUGGGGGCCACGGAGUGUCUCCUGCUGGCAGUGAUGGCCUACGACCGCUACGCGGCUGUCUGUCAGCCCCUUCACUACACGGUCAUCAUGCAUCCUGAGCUUUGCCAAAAGAUGGUGCUCUCAGCCUGGCUGGGUGGUCUUGGCAGUGCCUUAAUUGUCUGCCCCUUGACUUUGAAGGUGCCAAGAUGUGGGCGUCGGAAGGUAGAUAAUUUUGUCUGUGAAAUGCCAGCAUUGGUCAAGAUGGCCUGUGUCUAUCCCAGAGUCAUUGAGAUUGUUGUCUUUGCCCUUGGAGUUAUAUUUCUCCUAACACCUCUGUCACUAAUUCUCAUCUCAUAUGGCAUCAUCGCUCAAGCUGUAAUGAGAAUUAAGUCAGCAGCAAGGUGGAAAAAGGUCCUUAAUACAUGUGGUUCCCACCUCACAGUAGUAACUCUGUUUUAUGGGACACUCAUUUAUAUGUACAUGAAGCCACAGAAAACCACAUCCCAAGAUGAGGGAAAGUUCUUCACUUUCUUUUACACAAUUGUCACCCCCAGCCUUAAUCCUCUGAUCUACACCUUGAGAAACAAAGAUGUGAAGAACGCAGUGAAGAGAAUACUGUGGACUAAGACACUUUGA
Jaculus jaculus (lesser Egyptian jerboa) is the source of this 933-nucleotide messenger RNA. Its product is annotated as olfactory receptor 2W1-like. Bases 1 to 933 code for a protein of 310 amino acids. Gene Ontology annotation, molecular function: G protein-coupled receptor activity; olfactory receptor activity. The transcript has a single exon. Gene Ontology annotation, cellular component: membrane. Gene Ontology annotation, biological process: G protein-coupled receptor signaling pathway. Lineage: Eukaryota; Metazoa; Chordata; Mammalia; Rodentia; Dipodidae. The record is from RefSeq and is a predicted model, not a curated record.